GCGAAAUCCCCCUUUUUUGGUGUUUCGGACGAGUUGAGAAGAUAAGGGAAUCUCGUCUCGACUCGUUUGUUAGCGAUGGUUACUUUGCGAAGAUUUGCUUCCGCCCACAUCAGCCGAGGUUGCGGCGCGCGCGCUAGAAGGGCGGGGCGUUGAUACACAAACGUCAUGCACGAGUCUCUGGGCUGGCCGACGUCGAUGAGAAACGGGUUCGAAGAGGGUAUAUAGGAGGUAAAGGGGAAUGAACUGCUCGUUCUCAUAACUUCCACUUCCAUUCGGUCGAUCAUCACUUCUUGAGAACAAAUUUCUACCAUGCCCGAAAUCAACGUCGCCCGUCUCGUCAAGCUAGACGAACCCCUCGAACUCGGCAAGGUCGCCAAGCCUACUCCGGGCCCGACCGACGUCCUGGUCAAGGUCGAGGCCUGUUGUCUCGUCCCAAACUCUUACAAUCUCGUCACUGGCAAGGCCAAACUGCCUAUCCCUGAUCUACCUUGCAUCUUCGGACUGGAUGUAGCCGGCACGAUCGAGAGCGUCAGGGAGCACGUCCUCAACCUCAAAGAGGGCGAUCGCGUCUAUGUCGACCCGUUCAUGUGGUGUCGGACUUGUCACUUUUGUAAGAAAGGUCGAAAGGAUAUCUGCCAAUACUGGGGCCUCCGUGGCUACUUUAGCAACGACGCCAACCCGACCAGUCGCAAGCUGCUCGCCCAGUACCCGAUCGGCGGAUUGUCCGAGUACGUCUUGGCUCCAGACACGAACCUGGUCGUGCUCCCCCAGUCGAUUGAUUUCAACCUGGCCUCGCGAUUCGGGUACAUCGGUACCUCGUUCGCCGCGCUCAAGCGAGUCGACACGGGCCCAGGCAAGACCUUGUUGAUCAAUGGGGUCACCGGGACGUUGGGCUACGCCGCUGUGGCUAUCGCUCUUGGCCUAGGUUGCACCAGGAUCCUCGGGAUCGGACGUAACAAGGAACGUCUCGCCGGAGUCGCCGGGUUGGGCAAGAACAACCGGGUCGUGACUCGAUCGUCCGAAGACGACGGCGAUAUCGCCGAAUGGAUCAAGGAGCAAACUUGCGGGCUGGGGCCGGACGUGCUUUACGAUUGCCUAGGUGUGGGCGGGGAUGCCGGCGGUACGAUGAAACUCAUCAAUACCGUCAAGACCGGCGGAUCCGCCAUUCUCGCUGCAGGCGGUGCCGAGGGCGACUUGACCCAGACCUACGCCGAGGCGAUGGACCACCAGGUAUCCAUCAUCGGAUCGAACUGGUUCUCCGGGGAUCACAUCGAAGAGCUCGUCGAUCUUGUCGACGCCGGAGUCAUCGACUUUGGGUACCUCUCUCAUAAGGUAUUCCCGCUCAAGGAGGUCAACGAGGCUUUCAAGUUUGUCGGAGAUCGCCCCGGGGGCGCUGUGAACGUGGUCGUCCAGCCGCAAACCUGAGAUGGGAAAAUGUCCGGCGGCUGAUCGCUGUGUACAGUAGUGUUUGUGAAGAUACGAAUCAGUCAUUAUCUUCAAUCCGUGUUAACGUCUCUCAAAUCAAGAACGCCC
Molecule: messenger RNA, 1533 nt
Organism: Filobasidium floriforme
Lineage: Eukaryota; Fungi; Basidiomycota; Tremellomycetes; Filobasidiales; Filobasidiaceae
Product: chaperonin 10-like protein
Exons: 2
Coding region: 310-1425 (371 amino acids)
Source: RefSeq, a predicted model, not a curated record